Patiria miniata (bat star) is the source of this 370-nucleotide messenger RNA. Its product is annotated as nephrocystin-1-like. Gene Ontology annotation, cellular component: cytoplasm; cilium. Lineage: Eukaryota; Metazoa; Echinodermata; Asteroidea; Valvatida; Asterinidae. The record is from RefSeq and is a predicted model, not a curated record. Gene Ontology annotation, biological process: protein localization involved in establishment of planar polarity.
CACAUUGCCAGACACUGUAGUAAGCAGCGCGUGCUACAUAUCCUCCCUGUCCAUGUUUCGGAGGUUGUUAGCUGAGGCAGCACUGAUUGACAGAAUAGACCUUCAGAGUACAGAUCUGAUCCACAGUCCUGUUCUAUCCAGUUUCCCCCAGGCUACGCUCUACCCUGACUUCAUGGAUGCACUCAGAAGUUCCUGGGCAGACAAAAAGCGGACGAUGAAAAAAUCAGUUAAGGUGAGGUCUUUGCAUAUCCCAUUGUGUGUUAAUGUUAAAAAGAAAAAAAAUGAGAGGCAAGGCUAUCUAUAUCCUUUGGAAUUGGAAAUAAAUGAUAAGGUGCUUUGUUGUCAUGUUAUAGAGACAAUCACCUCUUAA